AUGGCUAAAAGAGAGCGCGAGGCCUCCGUAUCCUCCCAUGCAGACGGCGCCGAAGACUUGCACGAGAUCCGGCGAUCUCAAAGUGCUGAUGCACCAACACACACCACGAAGUAUGCUUCAGUAGAGCCUUCAGACCAACAACCAUCAAUCAUGCGUUGCGCCCUUCCGCCGCACAAGCUAUUAAGCUUCAAGACGUGCGCUGAUUGCAAGGCCAACUUCCCAACCAGCCGCUUCCUGGAGCUGCACAUCGCGGAGAACCAUGAUCCCAUCGUGGCCGGCAAACGGGAUGCCGGCGAGAAGACGUAUGCUUGUUUCGUCGAGGGUUGCGACAAAGUCUGCGGCGAGUGGCAGAAGCGCCGGUCCCAUCUGGUCGACAAGCACGCUUUUCCUAAGAAUUACGAUUUUCUCGUUGUAGAUCACGGCAUCGACCGUCAGCGAAGCCUCCUACGGCCUGGAGUGGACGAGCAUGGCCACCGUAAGAGUAGCCGUGAGAGAGCGAGGAGCAGCUCGAAUGCCACGGAAGCCACGCAGAGCACGGAGGCGACUUCGGUGGAUCAGCCAGACGAUGUUGGAUCGCAGGAGAAGAUGAGUGUGGAUGCGAGGCCUUCCGACACGACUGACAAAGGUCGCGAGGCCAAGCAGUCUUCUUCUGCUACACAGCCCGACGUGGACGCGCUCGCCUCUUCGCUCUCUUCGUUGAGUAUGGUGCCGCGGAGCGUCACCUUUGGUCGGCGAAAAGGGCGGUCGGGACUGGCACGAAGCUGA
This is a messenger RNA of Saxophila tyrrhenica, 765 nucleotides long. RefSeq lists its product as uncharacterized. Bases 1 to 765 code for a protein of 254 amino acids. The transcript is spliced from 2 exons. NCBI's taxonomy places the organism in Eukaryota, Fungi, Ascomycota, Dothideomycetes, Mycosphaerellales, Extremaceae. The record is from RefSeq and is a predicted model, not a curated record.